Messenger RNA from Gossypium raimondii (Peruvian cotton), 634 nucleotides. Its product is annotated as 60S ribosomal protein L27-3. Gene Ontology annotation, cellular component: cytosolic large ribosomal subunit; ribosome. The transcript has a single exon. Gene Ontology annotation, biological process: translation. NCBI's taxonomy places the organism in Eukaryota, Viridiplantae, Streptophyta, Magnoliopsida, Malvales, Malvaceae. The coding region runs from base 61 to 468 and encodes 135 amino acids. Gene Ontology annotation, molecular function: structural constituent of ribosome. The record is from RefSeq and is a predicted model, not a curated record.
UGUUUCUUUACUUAGGGUUUUUGGGAGAAGAGAAUCAGAGCCGCAGCUGCCGCCGUCGCCAUGGUGAAGUUUCUUAAACCGAACAAGGCAGUUAUCGUCCUCCAGGGCCGAUACGCCGGCCGCAAAGCCGUCAUUGUCAGAUCUUUCGACGAUGGCACACGUGACCGCGCCUAUGGCCAUUGUUUGGUUGCAGGGAUAAAGAAGUAUCCGAGCAAGGUUAUCCGCAAGGACUCCGCGAAGAAAACCGCCAAGAAGUCACGCGUCAAGUGCUUCAUCAAGCUCGUCAAUUACCAGCACCUGAUGCCCACGCGCUACACCCUCGACGUGGACUUGAAAGACGUGGUUACCGUCGAUGCUCUCCAGACCAAGGACAAGAAAGUGGCCGCUUGUAAGGCAACUAAGGAGAGGUUUGAAGAGAGGUUCAAGACUGGGAAAAACAGGUGGUUCUUUACUAAGCUCAGGUUUUAAGUGUUUUAUUGGAACAUGUUUUAUGCUUAUGUAGUUUUAUCGAACAAUUUUGAAUUUAAUGACGGAUUUUGAAUCUGUUUGGGUAAGAUAUUUCUGGGUUAUUAUUUUUGUUAUUUUAUGGAACGUGAUUUGCUCAUUUCUAUAAGAAGUUUAAGCUUUUGAACUA